Messenger RNA from Drosophila eugracilis, 138 nucleotides. RefSeq lists its product as uncharacterized. Bases 1 to 138 code for a protein of 45 amino acids. The transcript is spliced from 2 exons. Lineage: Eukaryota; Metazoa; Arthropoda; Insecta; Diptera; Drosophilidae. The record is from RefSeq and is a predicted model, not a curated record.
AUGUGUAACGGAUGCGGAUGCUGUGGACCCUGUUUCUGCCCCAAACGCUAUCUAAUCAACAAGGAUAACGCACCCUGUGUUUGGUGUGCUCCGUGCAAAGCUCAUUGCUACAACACUCCUCCGAAAUGCUGUUGCUAG